Iphiclides podalirius (scarce swallowtail) is the source of this 2190-nucleotide messenger RNA. Lineage: Eukaryota; Metazoa; Arthropoda; Insecta; Lepidoptera; Papilionidae. The record is from the annotation of a GenBank genome assembly.
AUGGUGUUACGCUCGAUUGGUCUAGAACGGGUGGCCGAGGAGUUGAUGGGUCGAAGAAAAUGGAAACUAUACCAGGACGCGUUAAUACCAAAGCGGGCCGAAGGGGAGCGGUCCAGCGACGAGGAUACCACGCCUGCCACCGACCCCCCGCCCGCUCUCAAGAUAAAGACCAUAGAGGAGAUCAACGCGCCCGAGGAGGGGGGCGUAGAGGGCGCGGCGGUGCAGGCGGACGGCGCGGCGAAGCCCCAGCGGCCCGAGACGAUCCUGGAGAGCCUGAUCAAGAGGCCCGCUACGCAGCCCAAGCUGGAAAUGCCGGAGGAGCCGGCGGACUGGAAGCCGGCGGACAAGUGCUACUUCUGCGUGGACGGCGCUGAGACUGGUGGGGCGGAGGCGCGCGCCACGGCGACGAGUCCAGCGUCGGAGUCGGACAGCAGCUCGGUGUCGGGCGCGAAGAGCCCCGCCGCCGCCCCGCCCCUCUUGCAACAGAUGCUGCAGCUGCAGCUGCAGGCGCAGACACCCCAGGCCAUUGCCCAGUUCCAGCAGAUGCUGGCGGCGCUGGCGGCGCUGGGCAGCGGGCUGGUGCCGCCGCCCCUGCCUCAGGCGUGGCUCAUACAGCGGCUAGCGCAGACGAGGCAGCACCCGGACAGGCUGGGCGAGGCGUGCGACAAGCCGCCGGCGGCAAGCUCAUCGCCGACCCUCGCGGAACAGCCCCUGGACCUCAGCGCCAAGUCCACUUCCAGCACCAGCGGCACACCGCCGCCGGAUCACAACAACUUGGACAAUUCCAGACUAAAGCGCACAGCGCUGGACAGCGCUAGCAACAGCGCUACGAGAAGGACCUACACGGACGACGAACUUCAGAGCGCGCUGAGAGACAUCCAGUCGGGGCGGCUGGGCACGAGGCGCGCGGCCGCGAUAUACCGGAUACCGCGCUCCACGCUCCGCAACAAGAUCAACAAAUGCGGCAUCGCCGCCGACCUGGGCCACGACUCCGAACCGGACAGCGACCCGGAGAGGGCCGACUCGCCGCCCUCCGUGAUCCUCAAGAUACCGACGUUCCCCCCGCCGGAGGAGAAGAGCCCCUCCCCCGCCACGCCCGUCACCCCGAUCACGCCGCUGAUCCCGCCGCCGCAGCCGCUGCAGCCGCUGCAGCCGCCGCUCAACCCGCCCUCGCAGCUGCUGCUGCCCGCCUCAGUGUUUGCGGACCCACCCUCCACCCAGCACUUGUUCACGUCGCUGAGCGACGUCAUAGCGAAGAGCAUCAGCCAGAAGUUCCAGCAACCGCUGGAGCGGCCGCCGCAGCCCGAGCUGCCGUUCAUGCGGGCGCCGGAGAGGCACGUGUCGGUGAUCAAGACGCCGCCCGAAGGCCAGCAGAGGGCGUACGCGGCGGCGGCGGCGGCUGCGGCGGCGGGCAACUCCCGCGCUCCCACCUCCAACAACAACGGGCAGCCGGCAGCCGGCGGCAAGGGCACCAGGCCCAAGCGGGGCAAGUACCGCAACUACGACCGGGACAGCCUCGUGGAGGCGGUGAAGGCGGUGCAGCGGGGCGAGAUGUCGGUGCACCGGGCGGGCUCCUACUACGGGGUGCCACACUCGACGCUCGAGUACAAGGUGAAGGAGCGGCACCUGAUGCGGCCCAGGAAGCGCGAGCCGAAGCCGCAGCAGGAGCAGAAACCGCAGCCGAAGCCGCCGCCGCCCAAGGCGCCCGCGAAGCCGUUCGCCAACGGGCUGAACGGGCCCGAGGCUGGCUACGCGGGCGGCUACCCGUUCUGGGCGGGGGGGUUCGCGCCGCCGCCCGCGCCCGACCUGUACGCGUCGCACAUGAUGCGGCGGCUGCGCGACGAGGCGCCGCCGGCAAACGGCUCCUUCCUGGAGGGCAUCAUCCGCUCGAGCCUGGAGCGGCCGCUGCUGCCGCGCGCCGCGGCCGCGCCCGACGCGCCCAGCCUGCUGCGGCGGCUGGCCGGCGAGCCGGAGGAGGGCCCGCCCGCCAGGCGCCCGCGCAUCGGCAGCACCGACCGCCAGCUGGCGGCCGAGAUGCGCGACGCGGUGCAGCGGCUGCGCGCCGACAAGAUGCGCCCGGCGCCGCGCAACGGCACCCCCACGCCCCCCGCGCCCGCCGCGCCCCCAGCCGCCGCCGCGCCCACGCCCCCGCCGCCCGCGCCCUCCGCCCCUGCGCCCCCCGACCGCCCC